GUGGCACGCACCUGGCCGCUGGGUGCUCUCAGCUCUCGAAUCUCGAUAGCUAUUGCUUUUCUUUCUAAUUUUCUUCUUCUGACAAAAAAACAAAAAAACGGAUCAUCAUCUAAUCUAUUCUGAUCGCGGCACCCACCCCACCCACGGCCGGGUCACUCUCUUCCCCUCCCCAUUCUCCUUCGAGCUAGGGUUAGGGUUUGCUUCGCGUUCCCUGGGAAAUUGAUCUAAUCGGUCCUCACCGAUCCAUCCGUUCAUCGAUUAAGUUUCCACCACCUCUCGACAUCAUCAAUCUCGCCGCCUCUAUUUCAUUUCCUUUUUUUCUUUUCUUGAUGAGAUAGAGAGUGGGAAGUAAUAAAAGGGAAAAGCUAGCAAGGGGAUUUCUUGAUCCCAUCAUCGUGCUGCAAAUCCUUUAAAUUCGAACAAGGAGGAGGAGGAAGAAGAAGAGAGCAAGCCCAUGGAUCCCAGCCAGAUGAUGUUCCCCAUCUGGGGGGCGCCCCCUCCCGUCGCCUUGCAGCCACCCUCCGAGGACCACGCCGCCGCCCCCAGCGCGCAGGCGCAGCCCUUCCUCGCCCCUCCCAAUCCCAACCGUGGCUGGAAGCGCAAGAAUCCCGCCGCCGCCUACCAGCCACCGGCCCUCGGCGAUCUCCAGGUGCAGAACCGCGCCAAGGCUCGCCGCUGGUUCAAGAACAACAACAACGGUGGCGGCGGCGGCAACCCCAACCCCAACCAAACCCGCAAGUAUUUCUUCCCCAAGAACAAAAACAACAAGGCCGCCGCGCCGCGCAACACCACCUCCUUCAUCAUCCGGGCCAAGCGCGCUGGCGGCAUUGCCUCCCUCGUCUCCCCGUGUCCCGUCACGCCCGCCGUGCUCCCCACCCCGCGCCUCUCCCCUUCCCGCGAGGGUCUCGCUGACAUGGCCCAGGCGCAGUGGGGCGUAGAUGGGUACGGCUCCAUGAAGGGCCUCAUCCGCCUACGUAGCUCCCCCCAGCCAGCCAACCCCAACGCUGCCGCAUCUGAUGACGAUGACGAGGGGAACUCAAGUGGAAGCGAUGUCGAGGAGCACGUCGAGGUGGAGCGACGCCUUGACCAUGACCUCAGCCGCUUUGAGAUGGUGUACCCUGGUAGAGGGGAGGAUGCUGGGGGCUACGUAUUGGAGGACGAGGACGAGUAUGACCAGGAUGCGCAUGUCGCUCGCCUCGAGGAGGAGAACCUGACUCUAAAGGAGAGGCUCUUCUUGAUGGAGCAAGAGGUUGGUGACAUGAGGCGCCGCCUAGAGGUUCUUGAGGCGCGAUUUUCGCUAGGUGGUGGUAUCGGAGGUGGACAGAAUGAAGUGGAGGAAGCUCCUCCUCAGAAUGAUGCAGAGAGGAUCCAUAUCGGCUCAGAGAAUAGCAGCAAGGAUGAUGUAGAGAGGGUUCGUGUGGGAUCCGAGAAGCGCAGAGCACAAGCUCAGAGUGCCAUGGGUCCGGACGAUACCGAGGAGCAGGGUGCUGUGCGUUCAGAGAAGUCUGGUGGAAAUGAUGCAGGUGAGCAGGAUGGUGUUGGUGUUUUGGAGAAGAUUGACGUGCAAGAUGCCGAGAAGCAGCAGGAUGCUGCGGGUUCAGAGAAGACUGGUGGUGCAGAUGAGCAUGAUUUCGUUGUUGGUGUUUUGGGGAAGACUGGCGUGCACAAUGCAGAGAAGCAGCAGGGUGUUGUGGGUACUGAGAAGACAGGUGAGCACACUGCAGAGAUGGUUGAUUCAGUGUUAGAGGAUAAGAUGGAUGAGGACAAUGUUGAGGGUGAAGUUAGGCUCGCACAGCUUCGCAGUGAAGAUUGACGUGAGAUGGACAAGAAAGGUAGCUCAGUACUGGUUAUUGGUGCUGUACAUACUUGUCAAUGAAGGAUUGAAGGGAUGCGAGCGACAUUGAAUGGACUCAGCUUUUGGAGACUGUCAUGUUGCUUAAUAUGAAUCAUGAUAUAUUGACAAUGUAAUAUGUUUUCUGUCCAGUUUCCAAUUUGUUUUUCUUGUUACUACAACUUGUUAUGAUGAUCUCAAAGUGGCAGACAUGGAGGAAAUAACUGAGAUGAUGAAUUUGUUAUAAUCACUGUCCCGGAUGGGUUGGUUUUC
Messenger RNA from Sorghum bicolor (sorghum), 2104 nucleotides. RefSeq lists its product as uncharacterized. Lineage: Eukaryota; Viridiplantae; Streptophyta; Magnoliopsida; Poales; Poaceae. Bases 455 to 1813 code for a protein of 452 amino acids. The record is from RefSeq and is a predicted model, not a curated record. The transcript has a single exon.